AUGGUUUACGGUAACCGUCCAUCGAAGUCCGUUAUUGAUAGUUAUUUUUUACCCUAUCAUCCAAUAUUGGCCAUUCAGAAUGGAAAAUAUAAUCAAAAUAUAAGUAAAAUAAUUGGUGCUAAUAAAUAUGAAGGAUCAUAUUGUCCAAUAUUCCCUGAAAUGAACUCUACAUUAGCUGUAUCAAUAAUAACUGAUAUUUUAGGACAAAACCGAGCACCUACAGUUAUUAAUUAUUAUCAAUUCAACAACUGUUCAUCAAAUAUAAAUGCCACAAAUCGUUGUUGUGAUAUGACUCGAUCACCUAUAGAUGCCAUUAUUGGUUGUAGUAUUCGUCGUAUAUACAAUAAUAUAUAUUUGAAAUAUAAUCAAGAACAGCACAAAUUAUUUUGGUAUAAUAUGGAUUGUAAUCCAGAAAUAUGUCCUAAAUUAUCUAAAGAAGAAGGUGCUGGCCUAUGCCUUCAUGUAUCAGAACUUCCAUUAGUAUUUGGAACUGAAAGUGACUAUCGCUCAAUGAAUCCAGUUAACUGUACAUGGGAUAAUCACACACGAACAUAUUCAAAUCAAAUUAUUUCACACUGGAUUAGUAUGGCUUCAAAAGGAGAACCAUUAAACCAAUGGCCAAAAUAUGAUCCAUCAGAACAGAAAUACUUACAAUUUACACCUUUCCAGGAAUUUUCCGUUGAAACAUGGAAUAAUGAUUGCUUGAUAUUUGAUCAAAUUGAACAAGAUGAUCUAUCUGAAAUGUUUGGUAACAGUAGCCCAUAUGAAUAUGGGAAUAGAUUAAGUUUUGCACGCUUCGUCAUACUGUUUUUAAUAUUUUAUUAUUAUGACUUUUAA
Molecule: messenger RNA, 837 nt
Organism: Rotaria sp. Silwood1
Lineage: Eukaryota; Metazoa; Rotifera; Eurotatoria; Philodinida; Philodinidae
Source: the annotation of a GenBank genome assembly